Danio aesculapii is the source of this 1853-nucleotide messenger RNA. RefSeq lists its product as uncharacterized. Bases 231 to 1043 code for a protein of 270 amino acids. Lineage: Eukaryota; Metazoa; Chordata; Actinopteri; Cypriniformes; Danionidae. The record is from RefSeq and is a predicted model, not a curated record. Gene Ontology annotation, biological process: regulation of transcription by RNA polymerase II. Gene Ontology annotation, molecular function: RNA polymerase II cis-regulatory region sequence-specific DNA binding; DNA-binding transcription factor activity. The transcript is spliced from 3 exons.
AGACGUCUAACGUGUUUAAAUGGACAGAAAAGCGCUGCGGUGAUUUUAACCAUAUUAAUUGUGAUGUUUUAAAGCUUCAGCUGUCAGCUCUGAGAGUCUUAUUGUCCGAGUAAAGCGCAUUUAUACACAGAAGAGCAGCACAAACGCUUAUUCUGCUCUCUGUAUCGUCAUUCAGCUCAUCAGAAACACCAAUUCAGACACUAUAAACUCCUGCUGAAGUGAAUGCAAACAUGGCGUUUAUUAAACAGGAGAGUGAAGACAUCAGGAUUGCAGACGUGUUCACACUGAAACAGGAAGAUCCUGAGAGGACUGAAGAAACAUUCAGAGUCAAACAUGAAGAUCCUGAGCAGCUAACAGACCUGAAGCCACCCAAGGUGGAGGAUCAAGAAGAGGAAGAGUUUGACUUCAUGACUAUCGUCGAGUCUAAACGUGCUGCAAAUGCUGAAACUACAAGCCACUUCUCCUGCCAGGAGUGUGGAAUGGGCUUCAGCCAAAAAAGAGACUUCAAAGACCACGUGAGAGACCACACCGAAAGACCCUACACGUGCCCUCGCUGCGGACUGAGCUUCACGUUAAAGCGCGAUCUUCAGAACCACCGCAUCACUCAGCAUUCAAUACAGCCCGUAAUAUGUGGUCAGUGUGGGAAGCACUUCAGGUCGGAAGAUAAACUUCUGUCCCACAUGAAAGCUCACACCGGAGAGCUGCCGUUCAUCUGCGGACACUGCGGGAAGGGUUUCACCAUAAAACGAAGCUAUCAGUAUCACAUGACGCUCCACAUCGAGGAGAAGUUACUGACCUGUGAUCAGUGCGGGAAGAGUUUCUCUCAUGAGAUAAGCCUGUAUCACCACAGGAGAGUCCACCUGCCCAAAAAAGGCUGUUUUCUAUGCGAGCUAUGCGGGAUGAAGUUCAAUAGGAAAGAUAGCUUGAAAGCCCACGAGAGAGUUCACAUCACAGGCAGCCCUUAUGCAUGUGUGCAGUGUGGAAGGACGUACAGGACCAAAGGUAACCUAACUCAACACGAGAAGAGGACUCACGCAAUAUAACUGUGUGACAACUCUUGAAGAGCAGAUCUCCAGACUCCAUCUUCAGAUGUUAACUACAGAGAAAACUGCACACGAUCUAUAAGAAAUGUUCAUCUAGACCAGUGGUCUCAAACUCAAUUCCUGGAGGGCCGCAGCUCUGCAUAGUUUAGUUCCAACCAGCUCCAACUCACACCUGCUUAAGAAUGUUUUAGACUCAUGAACACUUUGGUAUGAGGCAAAGGAUCUCCUGCUCCCUUCACAUUUAAAUGCUGAAUAAAACUUUAGUCAUUUUUGUUGGUGGUUUAUUCCACCGCAGAAUGAACCGCCAACUAUUCCAGCAUAUGUUUUACACAGCGGAUGUCCUUCCAGCUGCAACCCUGUACUAGGAAACACCCAUACACACUCAUUCACACAUACACUACGGCCAUUUUAGUUAAUCAAUUCCCCUAUAGCGCAUGUGUUUGGACUGUGGGGGAAACCGGAGCACCCAGAGGAAACCAACUCGGGGAGAACAUGCAAACUCCACACAGAAAUGUCGAACUAGCGACCUUCUUGGAGUGAGGCCACCACUAAGGCACCCCGGUCUACUUUUGGUAAAAGUUAUCACUGGACGUACUUGGUUAAAUAGAAGACUGUUUAUAGAGAAACGUCCAUCAGGUUUGUGUGAUUGUGAAGUGACGGGAGCAUGUCAUUCAACACUGCAUUUAUUUACUGUAAAGCAGAAUACACGAGGGUUAUUGGAGUAGUGAAUGAGUGAAGUAAACUCCAAUUUAAUUUUGUGUCAUAUGACUAAAAUGCAUUAAUUAAAAGCUUAGUGACUGGUUUAAAGAA